Messenger RNA from Pseudomassariella vexata, 1179 nucleotides. RefSeq names its product Gtr1/RagA G domain-containing protein. The transcript is spliced from 3 exons. Gene Ontology annotation, molecular function: GTPase activity; GTP binding. Gene Ontology annotation, biological process: regulation of autophagy; cellular response to starvation; positive regulation of TOR signaling. The record is from RefSeq and is a predicted model, not a curated record. The coding region runs from base 1 to 1179 and encodes 392 amino acids. Lineage: Eukaryota; Fungi; Ascomycota; Sordariomycetes; Amphisphaeriales; Pseudomassariaceae. Gene Ontology annotation, cellular component: Gtr1-Gtr2 GTPase complex; nucleus; fungal-type vacuole membrane.
AUGUCAUCCCUUCGCGGCCGGGCCAUCUCUCCCAUCGGAGAUGAUACACAUGAAAUAUUGAAGGGAGUCGUUAGUCCAGCUCAGCUAAACCUUGAACGUGUCAUCCAACAGAACCAGCAAAGGCAACAGCAGCAGAACAACGCGUCGGGGUCGUCGGAUCAGCAGAGCUCAGGCUCGCCGGCAAAGGGGAAGCCGAGACUGCUUCUGAUGGGUCAGAGAAGGAGUGGUAAAUCGUCGAUUUCGAGUGUCGUGUUCCACAAGUUACCGCCGAAUGAAACCCUAUUUCUCGAGUCAACCGCCCGAAUCCAAAAGGACUCGAUGGCAUCUUUCAUGGACUUCCAGGUCUGGGACUUCCCUGGUCAAAUCGACAUAUUUGAAAAUCCUACGUUCGACGUUGAUGCCAUGUUUGGGGAGAUCGGCGCGUUGAUCUGGGUCAUCGAUGCGCAAGACGACUAUCUUGAGGCGGUAGCACGACUGAACAUGACGAUUUUGAACUUACAAAGGUCCUACCCGAACAUCAAGAUCGAGGUGUUCAUUCACAAGGUCGACGGGCUGUCGGACGACUACAAGCUGGACAUACAGCGGGAUAUCACGAUACGCAUACAGGAUGAGCUAUCGGACUAUGGUUUUGAGAACGCGCCAGUCACGUUCCACCUAACGAGCAUUUACAACCACAGUAUCUUCGAGGCUUUCAGCAAGGUCAUACAAAAGCUCAUUCCACGACUCGGCAGUCUCGAGGCAAUGCUUACGAAUCUUUGUCGAACCUGCCGAUUCGAGAAAGCGUACCUCUUUGAUGUCUUGACCAAGAUUUACAUCGCGACGGACAACGCUCCUGCUGAUAUGGCCAGCUAUGAGAUCUGUUCCGACUACAUCGACGUAAUCAUCGACAUCACCGAGGUCUACGGCAGCUGGCCGCGUUCCCGGACCCACCACGAGUCGCUCGAGGGCGCACCGUGGAACCAAAAACUCGAGGACCAGGUGGCAAGCAACUGGGCCGAAAGCUGCAUGGUUCUCAGCGACGGAAACAGACCCAUCAUGUUGCGCGAGGUUGACAAGUAUUUGGCUCUGGUAGCGAUCAUGAAGGAGGAUAGUUAUGACAAGAUGCCCCUCGUCAACAUGAAUGUUGAGACAGUGGUACAGGGCUUGAAAGAAUUCUUCGAAAUCACGAAGCCGAAAUAG